Molecule: messenger RNA, 3204 nt
Organism: Phialemonium atrogriseum
Lineage: Eukaryota; Fungi; Ascomycota; Sordariomycetes; Cephalothecales; Cephalothecaceae
Product: putative dna replication licensing factor mcm3 protein
Exons: 2
Coding region: 230-2998 (922 amino acids)
Biological process (GO): mitotic DNA replication initiation; DNA replication; DNA strand elongation involved in DNA replication
Cellular component (GO): nucleus; MCM complex
Molecular function (GO): ATP binding; single-stranded DNA binding; single-stranded DNA helicase activity
Source: RefSeq, a predicted model, not a curated record
CCAGGGGCUAGGGAGAAUGAAUACUUGAAUACGCUACGCUGAUUGGCUUGACGCGAAACCACUUUACGCGCUCCAGCUUUGCGCGUCGCGUCUCCCUUUUGCGCCCACCUUUCGCACAUUCAAACGCAUGGCAUUCUAUUUUGUUCCACCACCACAGCCAGAAGUCGAUUGCGAUCCCGUUCCUUAUUCGAUCGCCUUGCGUUUUUAGGUUUCUGUAAUCGAAAACAUCAUGGACGCUCUCUGGCUUCGGGACGAGGCGGCGCGAAACCGUAUCCGCCAGGCUGAAGAAUUCCUAGAUCCUCAUGAUCAACAUGCGCGAAGCUACAGGCCGGACAUCAUCUUGAUGCUCCAGAAGAACCAGCAGAGACUAGUUGUUAAUAUCGACCAUGUCCGCGAUCACAAUGCCGAAAUCGCCGAGGGACUGCUCACAGCGCCAUUUGAAUACUCCAUGGCCUUCAAUCAUGCUCUCAAGGAGAUCGUCAAGACGAUUCCUCAGGCGAGACCUGACCAGAUUGACGCCGAAGUCAUGUACUACUGCGCUUGGGCCGGCAGCUUUGGGCUGCAUGCCUGCAAUCCCAGAACCAUAUCGUCGCAGCACCUCAAUAAUAUGGUAUCGAUCGAAGGUAUUGUCACAAGGUGCUCUCUGAUCCGCCCCAAGGUCGUCAAGAGCGUGCAUUACAACGAGACCAAAAACAUCUUCCACUACAGAGAGUACCUCGACCAGACUAUGACGAAUGGUGCGACAACGUCGAGCGUAUACCCCCAGGAGGAUGAUGAGGGCAACCCACUUCUCACAGAGUACGGCCUCUGCACCUACCGAGACCAUCAGACCGUUUCCAUUCAGGAGAUGCCAGAGAGAGCGCCUGCAGGGCAGCUCCCCCGUGGCGUGGAUGUGGUCCUUGACGACGACCUGGUUGACAAGGUCAAGCCUGGCGACCGAGUCCAACUAGUUGGCAUCUACAGAACACUCGGCAACCGAAACACGAACCACAACAGUGCUCUUUUCAAGACUUUGAUCCUAGCCAAUAACAUCGUCCUCCUGUCAUCCAAGUCUGGCGCGGGCGUGGCAACAGCAACAAUCACCGAUACCGACAUUCGGAACAUCAACAAGAUCGCCAAAAAGCGCAACGUCUUUCAACUGUUGUCCCAAUCACUGGCACCGAGCAUAUUCGGGCAUGACCACAUCAAGAAGGCGAUUCUGCUGAUGUUGCUUGGAGGCAUGGAGAAGAACCUGGAGAACGGAACCCACCUGAGAGGAGACAUCAACAUUCUCAUGGUCGGCGAUCCGUCAACGGCCAAGUCUCAGCUCCUACGUUUCGUCCUCAACACGGCCCCUCUCGCCAUUGCGACCACUGGUCGUGGUUCUUCCGGUGUCGGUCUGACAGCUGCUGUCACAUCGGACAAGGAGACGGGCGAGCGACGCCUGGAAGCGGGUGCCAUGGUCAUGGCCGAUCGCGGAGUUGUUUGCAUUGACGAGUUCGACAAGAUGUCCGAUAUCGACAGGGUUGCUAUCCACGAAGUCAUGGAACAACAGACGGUCACCAUCGCCAAGGCCGGCAUCCACACGUCGUUGAAUGCGCGGUGCAGCGUCAUUGCGGCCGCAAACCCCAUCUUUGGCCAAUACGACACCCACAAGGAUCCCCAUAAGAACAUUGCCCUCCCGGACUCGUUGCUCUCGCGUUUCGAUCUCUUGUUCGUCGUCACCGAUGACAUCGAGGACACUCGGGAUCGCAAGAUAUCUGAGCAUGUUCUCCGCAUGCAUAGAUACCGGCGGCCCGGGACGGAGGAAGGCGCACCGGUCAGGGAAAAUGCGCAGCAGUCUCUUAAUGUCGCGCUGAAUAGCCAGGCUGAAUCGCAGCGACCUACCGAGGUGUACGAAAAGUACGAUGCGAUGCUCCACUCCGGCGUCACGACCACCUCGGGUCGAGGUGCGAAUAAGAAGCACGAGGUCCUCAGCAUUCCUUUCAUGAAGAAGUACAUCCAGUACGCCAAGACCAGAAUAAAGCCCGUCCUCACCCAGGAAGCCUCGGAUCGAAUUGCGGACAUCUACGUGGGCCUGCGGAACGACGAGAUGGAGGGGAACCAGCGCAAGACCAGCCCCAUGACGGUACGUACCCUGGAGACGCUCAUCCGCCUGGCCACGGCACACGCAAAGUCGCGCCUCUCCAACAGGGUGGAUGAGCGCGACGCCAUCGCCGCCGAGGCCAUCCUCCGUUUCGCCCUGUUCAAAGAAGUCCUCGAGGACGAGUCGAGGAAGAAGCGCAGAAAGACCCGGACCGCUGAGCCCGAGCUGUCGAGCGAGGACUCGGACGACUCGGACGAUGAAGACAACCACCGCGGUACCUCCUCCGCCCGCACCGGCACUGCGCGCACUGCCGCCCGUGCCGCUCGGACGCCGAACGCGUCGGGCAGUCGGCGAAACGGCGCGGCCGGCCGCGCCGCCCGGAGCUCGCCCCCGGCCGCGGAUGGCGACGACGACGGCGAAGACGACAUCUACAACGCCACGCCUCGGAGAUCUGGCCGCAGGAACGGCGCGCCGGCCGGCGAGCCCUCGCAGUCUCAGCUGUCCUUCGCCUCGUCCCUGCCGGCCUCGCAGCUCGAGUCGCAGUCCCAGGAGGAAGAAGAGGAAGAAGGGGAGGAGGAGGAGGAGGAGGAGACGCAAGAAGACGCCGAGCUGGCCAGCGGCGCCGCAGCACUGACUCUCGAGGCGGAGAUUACCCCCGAGCGCCUGGGCGUGUUCCGGAGGGCGCUGGGGCCGCUGAUGAACACGGACCUGUUCGAGGACGACUCGGCGAGCGUGGACGCGCUCAUCGACGCCGUCAACGCGAAGGUUGGCCGGAGCGGGCCCUUCGCUAGGGAAGAGGCCGUCAAGGCGUUGGAGCAGAUGGAUCGUGAUAAUCAGAUCAUGCAAGUUUUCACCUCCCCCACCUGCUUUGGCGACGACAGUGCUGACACGUAUUCUAGGUAUACGGAUGGAGAGCUCGUGUACAAGAUUUGAGGAAUGGAUGGCGGUGGUUGUAACGUGGUUGGCAGUGGAUAUCAAUAAGGGGUAUGGCGUUUCGGGCUUUUGUAGAAUAUUGAACUACCUACCUACCUAUCCAAGAGACGUAUGUGAGAGGGAUGGGGGACAGGUAUACGGAUAAUGUACCUGAGUAAUGAUUUUACGUAUCGGCGGUUGAGUAGCUACAAUGAACCAAGUUCCCA